CCUAUCUCAGAUACACCUGAAUCAUACAGCAAAGACUCCCUCAUUCAAAAUUUAGCUGCUGAGCUCAAGAGGUUAACCAACCGGGUCCAGGGUGUCGAAGAUAGCAAAGAUGUUGAACUCCCGGAGGGGUACAAGCCUCCCAAGUUCAAAAUGUUCGACGGUACAGGUGAUCACAAGGUCUAUCUCAGAAUGUAUUAUGAUAAGCUGGUAGGAGUCGAAAGGGACGAGAAAAUCCGCAUGAAGCUGUUCAUGAGGAGUUUGAAGGGUGAUGCUUUAUCAUGGUAUAUUAGCCAGGAUGCAAAGAAAUGGACUAGUUGGGUGAUCAUGGCGUCUAACUUUAUGGACCGGUUUAGGUUCAACACUGAGAACCUACCAGAUGAUCAGCAAUACUACGAGAGGCUGAUGCUAAUAGAGGGCCAAAAGUUCUCCAACAUCAUCAAGUUGGGAGAAAGGAUUGAAGAAGGCAUUAAAAACGGCAUGGUCACUAAUCUUGAAGCGUUGCAGGCCACCAACAAGGCUUUACAGUCUGGAGGCACGUCAAAGGAAAAGGACGUGAAUUCCAUGAUAGCUGCGCAAAGAAACAAUUCCUCUAUGAAACAAUAUACCGCCAUAGCCGAGCCAAUUGACCAAUUAUAUGAAAAACUCAAAGCAGCCGAUUACGUUACCCCUAUUCCAGCCGUAACUCCAGAAAAUCCUUCACAAUGGAUCAACCCAAACAAGACUUGCACAUACCAUUCCGGGAUGAAGGGCCAUACCAUCGACGAGUGUCGCUCGUUGAAAAACAAGAUUCAGAACCUGACUGACAACAAGAUCAUUAUAGCAAAGGAGCCCGCUCCUAAUGUCCGCAACAACCCCCUGCCUGACCACAAGGGCAGGAGCAUCCAUAUGAUUGAUAUUGAAGACGAUUGGGACCCCAAAGGGUCAAUCAGGUUGAUAGCUGAAGGUGAUGAACCUCAGAAGUCGGCGGUUGCCCUCAAUCCCAUUGUUGUUCAGAUUCAGCCUUCUAAGGAGGAUGUGGUAAAUGUGUCUGUGCCACUCGAGUUUGAAGCACCGCCUGCAAAGGUGCCAAAACCGAUUGAGGAUUACACAGCUGAGGCUAGAAGGAAAGGGAAGACACAUACCAGAGAAGCGGUCGCCGCACAGGGCAUGACUAGAACAGGCAGGGUAUACACCCCAGAACAUUUAGCCGAGUCCAGCAAGCAAGCCUCUGGACGUCCUGUCAAAACUGGGCCCGAUGACCUUUGGAGAAAGAUACAGGCCAAUGAGUACUCAGUCGUUGAACAACUGAACAAAACACCGGCACAAAUUUCUAUCUUGGCCCUUCUUCAAAGCUCUGAGACACAUAAAAAUGCCUUGAUGAAGAUACUAAGUGAAGCUUAUGUUCCCAGCAACAUAACAGGAGGCGAAAUGGCGAAUAUGGUGGGACAG
This is a messenger RNA of Nicotiana tabacum (common tobacco), 1428 nucleotides long. The record is from RefSeq and is a predicted model, not a curated record. NCBI's taxonomy places the organism in Eukaryota, Viridiplantae, Streptophyta, Magnoliopsida, Solanales, Solanaceae.